GUAAACAUUUGUCGUCAGUUCGGGAGUUGCCGUCUUGUCGCCGGUUUGUUUUCUCGGUUUUUGCAGAUUUCCGUCGGUUUUCGUUACAAUUAUGGAUGAUAUUGACGAUUUGUUAGAUGAAGUUGAACGUGAGUUUGCACUGAAUGAGAAAUCAGAACGACCACGUAAUGUUAGGAAAGUUAAUCAACGCGAAAUUCCCAAACGAAAUGCAGUUCAAGUCGGAGAUGACAUGGAUAAGCAAAUAGAUGAUAUUUUGGGGCAAGAUGAAGAUAUUUUUUCCGAUUCGAUCAUGAAACAAAACAAUAAGAAAAGUAUGCCCAAGUUGUUGAAUAAUGCUUCUGAAAACAAGAACACUAAAUGCUUUCCACCUUGUCUGGGUGGAACAAGUAUGAAAAAGGGAAUAAGUGUAACAGGACAUAAAAGAGCGUGCAAUAAUCUCCGAUGUACAUCAUGCGAUUUUAAAGUAUUAUGCUUCGAAAAUCACCAGUGGAAUUCGAGUGUUGAUUAUUUAUUUUUCAGAAACAAAAUGCCUGAUCGGGUAAAACUGCAAUUGAAAUUGAAAAAAAUGCCAGGGUGUAAUGCGUAUUGCUGCCAAUGCUCAUGGAAAAGCAUUAAAGAACCCACAGUCAUUUCACAAUGUAAGGAUUUAAAAUGGGUUUGUGGGAAGCAUUGAUUAACUUCAUAUCUUGCAGUAGUCCAAUGUAGGUUUUGAUAUUUCUGCAAUAUUUCAAUAGCCUACAUGCCAGCGGCAUUGUCAUUGUAGAGAUUGGUCAGAAUUAGUUGACAUUCUUCUCUCAAUGUUUUCACAUAAAAAAACUAUUCCCAGUAUUAGAGAUUGAUUUAUUUGUUUUGUGAGUGUUUUUUUUAUAAAUAACAAGAAAAUCUUGGAAAUUAACCGUUUUGUCACCGUCCACAUUUUUUGAGGCGUUUUUAGCCACCCCCAGUUUGAAUGAGGCUCUGGUCAAGUAGCCUGUGAUAUGCCAAAUCAAGAUAUUCUUAGACUGACUGAAUUUUUAUUCGUCUAUUUUGCCUGCCAAAUUUAUUAUUACCUGGGUGAGAUAGUGGUCAUUUGGUGUGAACCGGAGUGAUCAAGAAUUUGUUUCAAUGUUCUUUCUUUUCUGUUGUGUGAUGUAUUAUUGCUUUUGAACUUCAUGUUAAAUGAUAAAGGCCAAAUGGCGCAUGAUAUGGUACAUUAGUUUAUAAUCAUAUAUUUAUAAUAAGUAUUUUUUACAUGUGCUAAUCUUAGAUUUAAAUAUUUUAUCUUAAUAUGUCUUGUUUUUGGAUUAUGGCCAUAUUGAGUUUAAUAUCUUAGUUAGUUUAUCAUUUUAUCCAUCUCUAGAAUUUUAAUAACUACGGUAGGUAAUAAAUGAAAACUAUUUAAAUUUUUUACUUAUGUAAUUUUGCACAUCUGGUUUUAGUACUAUCUAGUAUAUAAUUGCUUUUAUUUACAUUCCUCAGCAUUUAAAGUUUAUUAAAUUGCUUUUAACCAAGUGCGGUAUAUGGAUACUUAAAUAUUGUUUACCUAUGAAUCAUGAUUGGCAUACUGCCAACUUUUAACACUACCACACUUUCAACUGCCAUAUUAACGGAUUGUUUUCAAUAGGUGCUUGUGUUAUUUUAACAAGGUUUGGCUUCAAUUUAAACCUUUUGUCAACUCAGUAGAGAAAAACAAAUAGAACUGAUAUUGGAUACUCAAUACCAUGAGAUUUGCUUACAUUGUCAUAAGGGAGAAUUGAUUCAUUUAGUAGGCCUAUAAGUAUGGCUUGCUGAGUAUAUUGCUCUUUUUGUAAAAUUGUGGUUAUUUCCAGGAUUGCGCGUUUUGAGGGUUCAGUUCUAAAACAUAUUGGUGUUAUAUUGUCCAGCAAUCUCAUUCUAUUUUGAGACAGCAGUUCGUGGGUUUCUUUAUUUUAAUUUUAUUCCAGUAAGAAGAGAAUAUAACCCAUGUGUAUUAUCACAAUGUGAUGGAGACUUGUCUUUCAAUUUCAGCCCUUGGGUGCAUUUGAAUUGUUGCAAUGAUAGCUUCUAAACUACCAGUGUUUUUGGUGACAAUUUGAUAUUCAAACUCAAAUGAUUUGAUUUUGUUGGGUUAUUUUUUCAUUUUUUUUUAAAUUGAUAGCAGACCUGUCGAUAGUCACCCCGUAUGGUAUCACUCAACCCCACUUUUACCCGAACCCGAAACCACUGUAUCGAAUAAAGCAAAUGGGUUACUCAACACCACUUUUAGAGAUCACUGUAUAUAAUAAAGAGAUUCAGUAAUUUAAUAUGUAGGUGCCAUUUCUUCAUGUUCUUUGGCCGUAUAAAUGAUUUUUUAUGGGUUACCAAUGUUGCAUGUUUUGCUUAUUAGCCCUUUGUAGAAGCUAUGUAGCUAACUUAUGUGCGUUUUUUAUUCAAGAUAUUAUAUUUGAUUUCAUUUAACUGUGUUUAUCAAGUAUGGAAUGAAAUGUUUCAUUUAAGAACGUUUUAUGGAAUUAAAUGACAAUUGUAUCAACAGAAACUCGG
Molecule: messenger RNA, 2499 nt
Organism: Styela clava
Lineage: Eukaryota; Metazoa; Chordata; Ascidiacea; Stolidobranchia; Styelidae
Product: cilia- and flagella-associated protein 418-like
Cellular component (GO): cytosol
Source: RefSeq, a predicted model, not a curated record